AUGCGUACACCCAUGAACCCUAACCCUAAAUGCCGUGGAAUGUGGGUGCAAAGGGCGGCGGCAGGGCCACGGUUAAAUAAGCGCACAACAUCCGAGGGACUUAAGGAAGCAUUUUUGAAAUUUGGUCAGGUUAUUGAAGCAAGAGUAAUCACUGAUAGAAUAUCUGGAUACUCCAGAGGAUUUGGCUUUGUCAAAUAUGCGACUGUACAAGAAGCUGGUGAGGCCAUAAAAGGCAUGGAUGGAAAGGUCACUGCAUUUUUUGGCCACUGUGUUGCAAGGAGCUUACACUGCAGAAAUGCAAUGCGUUCUUGGCUCUUGCCCGCAGUAUGGGGGCUGUUUGGUUGCAACCUUGGCCUGGAGGCUGCUGGCCAGGGAGGUUGA
Molecule: messenger RNA, 381 nt
Organism: Miscanthus lutarioriparius
Lineage: Eukaryota; Viridiplantae; Streptophyta; Magnoliopsida; Poales; Poaceae
Source: the annotation of a GenBank genome assembly